AUGCUUUGGAAACUGUACUUAUCUGUGUUAGGUGCCUCGAUUGUUUUUAAUUUUGUAGGAAUCAUUGCAAAUCUGCUUAUCACAGUGGUCAUUUAUAAGACUUGGGUCAAAAGCCGCAGAGUCUCCUCUUCGGACAGGAUCUUGUUCUGCUUGGCUGUCACUAGGUCCCUGACCCUGGGCUUGUUUCUACUGAACACUGUCUACAUAACGACAAAUGUCGCAAGGUCAGUCUACUUUUCCACAUUCUUUCUGUUGUGUUGGAAGUUUCUGGACUCCAACAGUCUCUGGUUAGUGACCUUGCUGAACAGUUUGUACUGUGUGAAGAUUACGAAUUUCCAGCAUCCAGUGUUUCUUCUGCUGAAAAGGACAAUCUCUGCAAAGACCUCCAGCCUGCUGCUGGCAUGCCUUCUGAUUUCCGCCUUCACCACACUCCUGUACCUCGUGCUCACACGGAUGUCACGCUUUCAUGAACACGUAACUGGGGGAAAUGACACUGCGUUUGACCUCAGCGAGGGCAUCCUGACAUUAGCAGCCUCCUUGGUCUUGAGCUCACUGCUACAGUUUAUGCUCAAUGUGACUUUUGCCUCCUUGUUGAUACACUCCUUGAGAAGACAUAUCCAGAAGAUGAAGAGAAACACGAGCAGCUUUUGGAAUCCCCAGAUGGAGGCUCACAUGGGUGCCAUGAGGCUGAUGGUCUGUUUCCUCUUGCUCUACAUUCCCUACUCAAUCGCUGCCCUGCUCUACCUCCCUUCCUAUGCAAGGAAGAGUAUGAGAGCCCAGGCUGUUUGCAUGAUUAUUACUGCUGCCUACCCUCCAGGACACUCUGUCCUCCUCAUUAUCACACAGCAUAAACUGAAAGCUAAAGCAAAGAAGAUUUUCUGCUUCUACAAAUAG
This is a messenger RNA of Mesocricetus auratus (golden hamster), 894 nucleotides long. It is a transcript of the gene Tas2r4, whose product is annotated as taste 2 receptor member 4. The transcript has a single exon. The coding region runs from base 1 to 894 and encodes 297 amino acids. Gene Ontology annotation, cellular component: membrane. Gene Ontology annotation, biological process: detection of chemical stimulus involved in sensory perception of bitter taste; G protein-coupled receptor signaling pathway; sensory perception of taste. NCBI's taxonomy places the organism in Eukaryota, Metazoa, Chordata, Mammalia, Rodentia, Cricetidae. Gene Ontology annotation, molecular function: bitter taste receptor activity; G protein-coupled receptor activity. The record is from RefSeq and is a predicted model, not a curated record.